GCUGCUCCGGCCCGACAUCAGUCGCAGCUUUGAGGAGCCUCAAAGGCAGAUCCCAGCACGAGAGCCGCGGCGGCUGCCAAAGGAAGAGCGCUUGCAGCAGCCACAAGAGCGCCGCUUGAGGGAGAACGAAUCGAACACCUGCCGUGCACAGCACAAGGGCCUGCCGAUCCGAGCAGUCCAAUAUGUGCCGCAUCUUGUAGGCGAGCCUUUCCCAUUUCCGGAGUCCGAUCCGCAAGGCUACUACAAGUCAGUCUUCCAGAAGCUGCAUCAGCGAGACCUGCCUUUGAUUGGCAAUGCAAUGCAGGCAGACACGCUACGAAUUCGGCCUUGGCCGCUUGCCCCGAGCAACCGGAACGAGGCACAUGCGCCGUUCCUGGAGCUCAUGAGACAACAAGGCAUUUGCAAGUUGGUGCCAACGUUCCAUUUGGCAAAGCAUUACGCGGAGAUGCUGAAGCAAGGAAAGACGUCGCCGGAGACAAACUCGGACUCCCACCUUGCGACAGACUUCGUUCGUUUCGGAGGUACGGUGGAUGGUAAUGUCCUCGAGGAGAUUGAGAUGGUCGGCUGGAGCCUUGACCUUUCUCUCAAUCUCUUCCACCUUUUGCCGCUCGUGCGGACUGACUGUACGCUGGAGCCCAAAGAUGAAAGCUAUUCCAUGUAUAAGUCCAUGCUGGAAGUGAUCGUGGCAUGGGUCCGACAGCAAGGCAUCGCCGGGUCUGCUGCUCCAGCGCUUCGGGAGGUCCCCUUGCUGGUUCCACUGGACCUUUCGCAGAUUGACUGGACCCAGCGAUCUGUAGAGGCGAAGCUGAUGACUCUCCUCCAAUGCAUGGAACAGUGGAGCUCUCCAGUGUUCGGUGAGUUUCAUGACAUCCCGCGUACCCGUUGGCUUCUUUCCUUCGCGCUGCCAUACGAGAUGGAAUAUGAGGACUGUCAAGGUGAGCAGAAUCUUCGCUGCUUCCCUUUCGAAACACUCCUCAGUCAGUUGGCCACACGCCUCAGCCAGACGAACACAAGUGCCGUCAUCAUGGUCGGAACACAAGCGCUGAAGCCAGACCCCUCGAACAAUCCAAACCCGGUGCAAGACUAUGGCACUGAGACCGAGCCCGCGCGACAGCAGCUCGUCCUACAGAACGCCUACGAGAGCUACCUGAGGGUCAAUGAGACUCAUGGCAAUCUGGAUGGCUUCAUAUUGGAAGACCAUCAACUCGACGACCUCCAUGGCUUUGAUGCCAAUCUUGCCGUUCUAUGCUUGAGCCUUAGACUGGCCGGGAACGGCUUCCGUUUCUUAGACUUCGAGGUCUUGGAGAUGGGUGCAAACGCAUUCGACAUUGCAUUACAGGGCACAGUCUUCAACCUCGCGCAGAUGAUCUUUUCGCCUUUCGUUGGGACGAUGUCGGAUCGCAUUGGCCGCAAGAGGAUUUUGGUACUGUCGCUUUUUGGCGGUGCAUUUGUCAGCUUCCUCCAGGCCAAGGCUGAAAACUUGACGCAGAUGCUCGUCGUCCGAGCCGUUGGCGGCAUCGCUGCAAGCUCCGGACCUGUGGAAACCGCGUACUUGAUGGAAGAGUCGACCUCGGAAAACGAGCUGCGCGAGGUACUGGUGCUCCAGCGCAUUGUGGUGACCCUAGGAGCCAUCCUCGGACCUUUGGUCGCCAAGGUGUUCUCUCAUCUGAGCUUCCAAGACUUGUGCUACCUCAUUGUGGCUUCAAACAUUGCUGGUGCAUUCAUUGGUAUCUUCUUCUACUCGGAGCAUGAAACCGCCCAGGCUGGCUCACCUUCGAACUCGCCGACGAGGGCCGUCUCCCCCACCGCAUUCUCGCCAAAGAUGUACGCAGGAAGCAAGGCAGCGUCGCGCUGGUGGAGUCUGAUGACGGGCAGAGAGACCAGCAUCCUGUUGCUGGGCUCCUUUGUCUUCACCGCCAGCCUUGGCAUCACGGAGGGUCCCGAGGUCGUCUUCUUUAAGGAUUACUUCGGCUUCACUCAGAGUGAUAUGUCUGAUCUUUUGCUUGUGACCAGUAUCUCGGCACUGGUCCUAACACCUCUGCUGCCUACACUCCUCGGUUACCUGGGCGAGACGCGAGGCUGCAUGCUAGGCUGCAUUGGCGUUGGGUUUACCACCCUCUUCCUGAUCCUGGGAGUGGGCCUCCGCUGGGUGCCGGCAGCUGCGGCAGGCCUGUCUGUUGGCUUCUUCGGGUCAAUCUCUGGCCUGGGCUACAUGGCGUUGGUUCACUACCACGUGCAACCGGAUCGCCUGGGCAUGUUCUUGGGCAUCAAGUCCUUUGUAGAUGGUGCUGCGGGAGCCGUGUCGCCCGCUGCCGGGGGGUUCAUCUACACGAGGGGCCACUUCCUUCCCUAUGGCCUCACGUGUGGACUCUGUGUGGUAACCGCCGCCAUCUUCGCGAGCCUUACCCCGUUCAAAGACAAGGGGAAGGACAAGGGGCUGACCUUCGACUCAGAGACGGUGCCAAUGAUUGGGAAGGACAAGGAUAUUGAGUCCGAUGACGAGGAUGGACUUCCGAUAGCACACUUCAUGUCCGAGAACCUGCAGUUCAGCAAGAACAGCUUGCUAAAGCUGAUGACGAAUGAAAUUGGCAUCCUAAUGCACGAUGACCAGCUCAAGAGCUUGUUCUAUGCGCAGAAUGACCACGGAAGCAAGGGCUUUCGUCGAUGUGCUACCAUGCACGUCGACAACUUCGCGAAGGCAGCCGCCGGCCAGGAGAGCGUCCGGAGGCUCCGACAGCUGCGUGGUGCGAAGACGACGGAGCUGCUGCCGCCAGACCCCACACCUCCGACUUCUCCAGAAGCUGCAGCUGCAAGCGACGAGGUUUGA
This is a messenger RNA of Symbiodinium sp. CCMP2456, 2827 nucleotides long. Lineage: Eukaryota; Dinophyceae; Suessiales; Symbiodiniaceae. The record is from the annotation of a GenBank genome assembly.